UGUGAGAAUUCAUUGCUAUUGUACGCUCAAUCAUCCCUGAAAGUGCCGCCCCGAUCGGUAAACUCAGAAGACCAUGAAAUCAAGAUAUUCCCCAGAUAACUCAACAUUAUGCCCCCAAAGAAGAUGCCCCCAGUUCUCCAAAUGGCGACUCCAGGCACCAAACAACGCAGAGCCAGCGACCUCUUUGGUGAUGCCGCUGAAAGCUCAUCCAUCAUGGAUAUAGACAACCAACCAACCCCAACACCAAUCAAUCUGGACCCAAACUGGUAUACACAACCACAGGAGACCCAAUCUCCUAGCCAGACUAUUCAACUGCUUCCCAAAACGCCUCCUGCUCAAGGGGGGGGAUGCGUUGAAUCUGGGCACCCCAAUGCCCAAGAACCUGCCCAUCAUCAAGCCAAAGAGCCAGAUCAAACUGAGCUUUUGAAAUCACUCAUCAAACAGGUAGAUGAGUACAGAACUGAGGUCUGAAACCUUAGUAAAGGCAAACAACCUGAGACCAAUCUGGGAGGAGCAGAUAAUCAACUCAUUGAGCAACUAUCCAAACUGUUUGUGCAAUCAGGUGGCCAAUCAACAGUUGACAGAGAAGAAAAGAAACUCCAUCAGCUUGCCAAAACCCAUUGAUCUCCUCAUUGAUGUGGAUUAUAUUAAUGCCUGUGAUGUUUUGCUUCAUCCAAAAGAAGUGCCUAAAGAAACUCCUUUGCAGUCAGCAGUGUACAACACAUCUGUACAACUACUACAUACCUGCAUAUUGGACUGCCUGAUGUGUGAUAUUCUUCACCAAGUCCAAACAGACCAUACCCAACACCCUUAUGACAUCCUAUCCUGUUUGGACACUCUAUAUGGUGUCUCACCUGUGGAAGAACAUUUACUCCUUGUAAAGAUGCUCAUGAAUUUGAGACCCCAAGGCAAUACUAUCUCCAUGAUUCAACAGUGGCAGCGAGUAGCCACAGAGAUAGAAUGGAAGGGAUAUACUACCUCUGAGAUAUGCCAUGACAUUGGCAUUGUCUUGUUGGGUGAUUUUCAAAGGUCUUUCAUCCGUACACAGUUGGAUAGUCUCUUUGCAGUGUUGAAAAGAAGUGCCUAUCAUGAGCUGGAUAUGGAUGAGGUGAUUGAUCAAAUGGAAAGCCGUACUCCAUCAUCACCCAACACCUAUCAACUGAUUUCAUACA
Molecule: messenger RNA, 1172 nt
Organism: Aspergillus glaucus CBS 516.65
Lineage: Eukaryota; Fungi; Ascomycota; Eurotiomycetes; Eurotiales; Aspergillaceae
Exons: 2
Source: RefSeq, a predicted model, not a curated record